AUGUCCGGACUCGUCGACAAGCUCAAAGGCAAGGCAGGCAAGACGCUCUCCAAGGGCGACAAGUUGCCCACCAGCGGCGCCCUGAAAGAAGACAAUCCCGAGAAGGGCACCGUCGAUCUCGCAACUCUCUCCGGCAAGAACAUCAUCGUCGGCGUCCCCGGAGCUUUCACACCCCCAUGCUCCUCGCAAGUCCCCGGCUACGUCGAGCACGCGGACCAGUUCGCCGCCAAGGGCGUCAAGGGCAUCUACAUCGUCGCCGUCAACGACGCCUUCACCACGCAGGCGUGGAAGGAGAAGCUGGGCGCGAACCACUCGAUUGUGCAUUUCUUGGCUGAUGACAACGGUGCUUUCUCCAAAGCCGCCGGCCUCGACUUCGACGCCUCGGGCCUUCUGGGCAACCACCGCUCGCAGCGCUACGCCGCCGUCGUGGACAACGGCGUGGUGCAGCACAUUUUCGUCGAGGACCAGGCUCCCAGCGUCACCGUCACUGCUGCCGACAAGGUGCUCGCACACGUUUAG
Zasmidium cellare ATCC 36951 is the source of this 519-nucleotide messenger RNA. RefSeq lists its product as uncharacterized. The coding region runs from base 1 to 519 and encodes 172 amino acids. The record is from RefSeq and is a predicted model, not a curated record. The transcript has 4 exons. Gene Ontology annotation, molecular function: thioredoxin peroxidase activity. Gene Ontology annotation, cellular component: cytoplasm; peroxisome; cytosol. Gene Ontology annotation, biological process: cell redox homeostasis; hydrogen peroxide catabolic process; cellular response to oxidative stress. Lineage: Eukaryota; Fungi; Ascomycota; Dothideomycetes; Mycosphaerellales; Mycosphaerellaceae.